ACGCGAAAUAAGUGUGGCUGGCUUAACAUGUACACGAUUCCCCUAACGUAUUAUUUGUACUCUCAAUACUUUUCCGUUGGAGGGGCCGUCCGAUGCCGCCCGAUUGUUGACGACAAUCGAAUUGUUCUGCAAACUGCUGCUGGCAACAUAGCUUUCGCAAACAGCUGAUCGCAACCGAUCACAGCUGUUUUACGAAACUUUAAAGUUCCUACGAAGGUUCUAGCAGCGACGAUCGACUGAUAAGUUCAGAUUAUGGUCGCGAGUACAGUGAAAAUUGCGGAAUCAGUUGGGAAAUGCCGCGUACAACGAAUGCAUUGAUGAUGUUAUCGACGGCGUGUGACUCGCUUUGACAGAUACGAUUAUUGAUUUUGACAUUGACUGUCAAGUGGUGUCAAAGGAGUUCCGAAACAAUGUCUAUCAAUGUAGACAUAAAAUUAAAACGCGCGAGCAAGAUAUAUCACGAGGGGGUCGGUUGCCUGGAGGUUGUUGCUGGUUUGAUAUUGCUGAAGACUAAUUCGGACGUGAAGCACGAUGGGAUAUUUCUAACUAUGGAAGGUUCGGUCAAUUUGCAGCUCAGCUCGAAGAAUGUCGGUAUUUUUGAAGCAUUUUACAACUCUGUUAAGCCUAUACAAUUAGUGCAAUAUACAUUGGACGUUGCUCCGUCGGGAAAGAUUCCAAGUGGCAAGACGGAAAUACCUUUUGAAUUACCAUUAAAGCCAAGAGGAAGUAAAUCUCUUUACGAAACAUAUCAUGGCGUUUUUGUCAACAUACAGUACUUGAUACGCUGUGAUAUCAAAAGGAGCUUCCUCGCGAAGGACGUGAACAAGUCAUUGGAAUUUAUAGUUGAGGAUAAACCAACCACCAAGAUGGAAAAGGAGCACAGUAAAAUCGUGUUCUUCAAGAUAAUGCCGGAAUCUCUGCAGAACGCUAGGGACAGAACCAAUGUGCCAAGAUUUUGCAUUUCAGGGCGACUAGAUUCCCUGCACUGCAAAAUCUCCGAGCCCUUGACUGGGGAAGUAGUGAUUGAACAUUGCGAGGCUGUUAUAAAGUCCAUAGAGUUGCAAUUGGUCAGAGUGGAAACCUGUGGAUGUGCGGAAGGAUACUCUAGAGAUGCGACGGAGAUACAAAAUAUACAAAUUGGUGAAGGCAAUGCUUGCACAAAUCUUGCUAUUCCGAUCUACAUGAUAUUUCCAAGAUUAUUUACAUGUCCCACUUUGAGCACAAGCAACUUCAAAGUCGAAUUUGAGGUAAAUCUUAUUAUUGUGUUUGAAGAUGAUUAUUUGGUCACUGAGAACUUCCCUAUUAUACUCUCGCGAUAUUGAAAGUUAUAGAAAUAAAGAUGUUUUCUAAAAACGUGUAGUUUGUAAUAUUUUUUCAUAUAAAAUAUAUUUGUCCCGUUAUGUUCCAUAUGUAUUCGAAAAAUGCAUAUAAAAGAUAAUAUUCUUCACAUGAAAUAAGUAUAUUGUAAGCAAAGACGUGACGUGUAAAAGGCUAUAAAUAUCGAAAAUAAAAAUGUCGGGAAAAGUUACUUCUCCAAGCUGUAUUUUACCUCCACGAGGAGAGAGAUUGAAAAAUACCCUUUCUACGUUUUGUGUAGUGUGGAAUUGCUUACGAACGAAGUGUAUAGCCUUUUACAGUAUAUGUGGACUUUGGCACAGAUGUCCUAAUUUUAUGAAAAUAUUGCGCAUAAUAUAUAACCUUUCCUUGAUGUUAAGACCCCGACUUAUUAUCUCAACCUAAAGUACUAGCAUCUCCUUUCGCAUCUCUGAGCCCUUCUUUU
Molecule: messenger RNA, 1780 nt
Organism: Dinoponera quadriceps
Lineage: Eukaryota; Metazoa; Arthropoda; Insecta; Hymenoptera; Formicidae
Product: Down syndrome critical region protein 3 homolog
Exons: 6
Coding region: 411-1322 (303 amino acids)
Biological process (GO): intracellular protein transport
Cellular component (GO): endosome
Source: RefSeq, a predicted model, not a curated record